AUGCGGGUAGUUUUUACUAACCAUUCACAGACAUCAAACACGGCGCCAACGACUAAUUUGGUAAUCUCUAUCCAUCCAUCUAUCCCUAUCUAUCUAUCUCCAUCCAUCCAUCCCCAUCCAUCUAUCCCCAUCCAUCCAUCUAUCCCCAUCCAUCCAUCCAUCCCCAUCCAUCCAUCUAUCUAUCUCCAUCCAUCCAUCCCCAUCCAUCCAUCCCCAUCCAUCCAUCCCCAUCCAUCCCCAUCCAUCCAUCCAUCCCCCAUCCCCAUCCAUCCCCAUCUAUCCCCUCCCCAUCCCCUAUCCAUCCCCAUCUCCCCCAUCUCCCAUCCCCCAUCCCAUCCCCAUCUAUCCCCAUCCCCAUCCCCAUCUCCAUCCCCAUCCCCAUCCCCAUCCUAUCCCCAUCCCCAUCCCCAUCUCCAUCUAUCCCCAUCCUCCUCCCAUCCAUCCGCAUCUAUCCCCAUCAUCUAUCUCCAUCUAUCUCCAUCUCCCAUCUAUCUCUAUCUCUAUCUCCCAUCUCUCUCUAUCUCUAUCUCAUCUCUAUCUAUCUAUCUCUAUCUCUAUAUCUCUCUAUCUAUCUCUAUCAUAUCUCUAUCAUCCUAUAUCUAUCUCUCAUCUCUAUCUCUAUCUAUAUCUCUAUCUAUCUAUAUCUAUCUCUAUCUAUAUCUAUAUCUAUCUCUAUCUCUAUCUAUCUCUAUCUAUAUCUAUAUCUAUCUCUAUCUAUAUCUAUAUCUAUCUCUAUCUCUAUCUCUCUCUAUCUAUAUCUCUAUCUCUCUCUAUCUAUAUCUAUCUAUCUCUAUCUCUAUCUCUAUCUAUAUCUAUCUAUAUCUAUCUCUAUCUAUAUCUAUAUCUAUAUCUAUCUCUCUCUCUCUAUCUAUCUCUCUCUCUGUUGAACGUUGUGGUUGCUCGCGCCGCUCCAACCAUCCGUCGCACACCUCAGGCUCCCAAUCCUUUUUCAUAAUACUUGCUCCUCGUUUCUCACAAUCAUCAAACAAGCCUCCUGGAAUCACAUCCGGGUCUCUUCUGUCUGUCCUUAUCAUUAGUGGCUAUAAAGUUAAUCAGCUAUCACAGAAUGUUCCAACAUGUGUUCUGGCGGGCCAAUCGGACAUAAAAAUGAUCCAACCGUCCUUGUCAUCUUAG
Molecule: messenger RNA, 1134 nt
Organism: Acanthosepion pharaonis
Lineage: Eukaryota; Metazoa; Mollusca; Cephalopoda; Sepiida; Sepiidae
Source: the annotation of a GenBank genome assembly